CCUGAGUCCCGCCAGCACCGGAGGAGGAGGAUCGCGCUCUGCUUGGGGAUAUGCUGAAGAGCCAAAGGAGGCAAAGUUGGUACUUGGAGCCCGGAUCCUAACAAAUAUCCGAACGGCGUGGGAAUUACCCAACUGCCAGGGACUGUAAGGGAAAGCACCGAGGACCGGGCUACUGUGGUAGCCGAGAGUUAGACAAUGGGGAGACACUUGGCCUUGCUCCUGCUCCUGCUCCUCUUUCUCCAGCAUUUUGGAGACGGUGAUGGCAGCCAAAGACUUGAACCAAGCUCACCCAUCCAGUUUACACACUUCCAGUACAAUGUCACUGUGCACGAGAACUCAGCGGCGAAAACCUACGUCGGCCACCCCAGCAAGAUGGGUAUCUACAUCUUAGACCCCUCGUGGGAGAUACGGUACAAAAUCAUCUCAGGAGACAGCGAAAACCUGUUCAAAGCGGAAGAGUAUGUUCUCGGAGACUUCUGCUUCCUAAGGCUAAGAACCAAAGGCGGGAAUACGGCCAUCCUUAACCGGGAAGUGAGAGAUCAUUACACGCUGGUAGUCAAGGCAGUCGAAAAAGUCACCAGCGCUGAGGCCCGAGCAAAGGUUCGAGUGCAAGUGCUGGAUACAAACGACUUGAGGCCGCUCUUCUCCCCCACCUCCUACAGCGUCUCUCUGCCGGAAAACACAGCCAUAAGGACCAGUAUUGCAAAGGUCAGUGCCACGGAUGCGGACAUUGGAACCAAUGGCGAGUUUUACUACAGUUUUAAAGACAGAACUGACAUGUUUGCUAUCCACCCCACCAGCGGUGUGGUUGUUUUGACUGGCAGGCUUGAUUUCCUAGAGACCCAGCUCUAUGAGCUGGAGAUCCUGGCUGUGGACCGGGGCAUGAAGCUGUACGGUAGCAGUGGGAUCAGCAGCCUGGCCAAGCUGACGGUUCACGUGGAGCAGGCUAACGAGUGUGCGCCCGUCAUAACCGCGGUGACCUUAUCACCUUCUGAACUGGACAAGGACCCAACCUACGCUAUCAUCACCGUGGAGGACUGUGAUCAGGGUGCCAACGGGGAGAUAGCAUCUUUGAGCAUUGUGGCUGGUGACCUUCUUCAGCAGUUUAAAACAGUGAGGUCUUUCCCAGGGAGUAAAGCAUUCAAAGUGAAAGCCGUAGGGGGCGUCGAUUGGGACAGCCAUCCUUACGGCUACAACCUGACAUUGCAGGCUAAAGACAAAGGGACUCCUCCCCAGUUUUCCCCCGUGAAAGUCAUUCACAUCAUUUCUCCUCAGUUCAGAGCUGGCCCUGUCAAGUUUGAAAUGGAUGUUUACAGAGCUGAGAUCAGUGAAUUUGCCCCUCCACAUACACCUGUGGUCCUGAUCAAAACCAUUCCUAGCUAUUCCCAUUCGAGAUAUGUUUUCAAAAGCACUCCUGGAAAACCUAAGUUCGGUUUAAAUCACAACACGGGUCUCAUUUCCAUUUUAGAACCCAUUAGAAGGCAGCACACAUCCCAAUUUGAACUUGAGGUGACAACAAGUGACAGAAGAGCCUCCACCAAAGUCAUGGUCAAAGUUUUAGGCACAAACAGCAACCCCCCUGAGUUCACACAGACUGCGUACAAAGCAUCCUUCGAUGAGAAUGCGCCUGUUGGUACCGCUGUCAUGAGGGUGAGCGCAGUCGACCCUGAUGAGGGGGAGAAUGGCUACGUGACUUACAGUAUUGCAAACCUAAAUCAUGUGCCGUUCGUCAUUGACCACUUCACUGGUACCAUAAGUACCUCUGAGAAUCUGGACUAUGAACUGAUGCCUCGGGUAUACACGCUGAGGAUUCGUGCUUCCGACUGGGGCUUGCCGUACCGACGGGAAGUGGAAGUCCUUGCCACGAUUACUCUCAAUAACCUGAAUGACAACACUCCCCUGUUUGAGAGGAUAAACUGUGUAGGGACCAUUCCCCGAGACCUAGGUGUGGGGGAGCAGAUAACCACAGUGUCUGCUAUUGACGCAGAUGAGCUGCAGCUGGUCCGAUACCAGAUUGAAGCUGGUAAUGAGUUUGAUUUGUUUGACUUAAACCCCAGCUCUGGUGUGCUGUCGUUAAAACACUCGCUUAUGGACGGCUUGGGUGCAAAGGUUUCUUUUCACAGUUUGAGAAUCACAGCAACGGACGGAGAAAAUUUUGCCACGCCGCUAUACAUCAACCUGACGGUGGCUGCCAGUCGCAAGCCAGUAAACUUGCGGUGCGAGGAGACCGGUGUUGCCAAAAUGCUGGCAGAGAAACUCCUGCAGGCAAAUAAGUUACAUGGUCAGGGGGACGUGGAGGAUAUCUUCUUUGAUUCUCACUCUGUCAAUGCCCAUGCUCCACAGUUUAGGGGUUCUCUUCCAACUGGAGUUGAGGUAAAGGAGAACCUUCCAGUGGGUGCCAGUAUACUAUUCAUGAAUGCUACUGAUCUUGACUCUGGCUUCAAUGGAAAACUCGUCUAUGCUAUUUCUGGGGGGAAUGAUGAUAGUUGCUUAACUAUUGACAUGGAAACGGGAAUGCUGAAAGUCCUGUCUCCACUUGACCGUGAAGUAACGGACAAAUACACACUGAAUAUCACUGUGUACGACCUUGGUAUACCCCAGAGGGCUGCCUGGCGUCUUCUAGAUGUCACGGUUCUGGAUGCCAAUGACAACGCGCCCGAGUUUUUACAGGAGAGCUAUUUUGUUGAAGUGAGUGAAGACAAGGAGAUAAACAGUGAAAUCAUCCAGGUUGAAGCCACUGACAAAGAUCUGGGCCCCAGUGGACACGUGACAUAUGCUAUUCUCACGGAUACAGAGAAGUUUUCAAUCGACAGCGUGACCGGCGUGGUGAAGAUUAUCCAGCCUUUGGAUCGUGAAGUGCAGCCUGUGCAUUACUUAAAGAUCGAAGCCAGGGACCAAGCCACAGAAGAACCCCGGUUGUUCUCCACUGUGCUUCUGAAGGUGUCACUUGAUGAUGUUAAUGACAACCCACCUAGGUUCAUUCCACCCAAUUACUCUGUGAAAGUUCGAGAAGAUCUACCAGAAGGAACCAUCAUCAUGUGGCUAGAAGCCUAUGACCCUGAUGUAGGCCAGUCCAGUCAGGUGAGAUACAGUCUCCUGGACCACGGAGAAGGCCACUUUGACGUGGAUAAACUCAGCGGAGCAGUUAGAAUUGUCCAGCAGCUGGACUUUGAGAAGAAGCAACUGUAUAAUCUCACCGUGAGGGCCAAAGACAAAGGGAAGCCGCUGUCUCUGUCUUCCACUUGCUAUGUGGAAGUGGAGGUCGUUGACGUGAAUGAGAACUUACACGCUCCAGUGUUCUCCAGCUUCGUGGAGAAGGGUGUAGUGAAAGAAGACGUCCCUAUUGGCUCAUCAGUCAUGACCGUGUCAGCUCAUGACGAGGACACUGGGAGAGAUGGAGAGAUCCGGUAUUCCAUUAGAGAUGGCUCUGGUGUUGGUGUUUUCAGGAUAGAUGAAGAAACAGGUGUUAUAGAGACGUCAGACCGGCUGGACAGAGAGUCAACUUCCCACUACUGGCUCACAGUCUAUGCCACAGACCAGGGUGUAGUGCCUCUGUCGUCCUUCAUAGAAGUCUACAUAGAGGUGGAGGAUGUCAAUGACAACGCACCACAGACAUCAGAGCCUGUGUACUAUCCAGAAAUCAUGGAAAACUCACCCAAGGAUGUAUCCGUGGUUCAGAUUGAGGCUUUUGACCCAGAUUCCAGCUCCAGUGACAAGUUGACGUACAGAAUUACAAGUGGGAAUCCGCAAGGAUUCUUCUCAAUACAUCCUAAAACAGGUCUCAUCACAACCACAUCGAGGAAGCUGGACAGAGAACAGCAGGAAGAGCACAUUCUAGAGGUCACUGUGACAGACAACGGGGUUCCUCCCAGAUCCACCAUUGCCAGAGUCAUUGUGAAAAUCCUCGAUGAGAACGACAACAGGCCUCAGUUCCUUCAGAAGUUUUACAAAAUCAGGCUCCCAGAGCGAGAAAAAUCGGACGGAGACCGGAGUGCAAAACGGGAGCCUCUGUACCGAGUCAUAGCCGCCGAUAAGGACGAAGGGCCCAAUGCUGAGCUCUCCUACAGCAUCGAGGAAGGGAACGAGCAUGGCAGGUUUUCCAUCGAACCCAAAACGGGAGUGGUCUCAUCCAAAAAGUUCUCUGCAGCCGGAGAAUACGACAUUCUUUCCAUUAAGGCAGUUGACAAUGGGCGCCCCCAGAAGUCUUCCACCACCAGACUCCAUAUUGAGUGGAUCUCGAAACCCAAACCAUCCUUGGAGCCGAUUUCCUUUGAAGAAUCAGUUUUCUCAUUCACCGUAAUGGAAAGUGAUCCUGUGGCUCACAUGAUCGGCGUGAUCUCGGUUGAGCCUCCUGCCAUGCCUUUGUGGUUUGACAUCAUCGGUGGCAACUAUGACAGCCACUUUGAUGUGGACAAGGGCACCGGAACCGUCAUUGUUGCCAAGCCCCUUGAUGCAGAACAGAAAUCCAACUAUAAUCUCACAGUGGAGGCCACGGACGGGACCACCACAAUCCUCACCCAGGUACUCAUCAAAGUAAUAGACACCAAUGACCACCGCCCCCAGUUCUCUACAUCGAAGUAUGAAGUUGCUGUCCCUGAAGACACAGAGCCAGAAACAGAGAUCCUGCAGAUCAGUGCAGUAGACAGGGAUGAGAAAAACAAAUUGAUCUACACUCUGCAGAGCAGCAUAGAUCCAGCAAGUCUCAAGAAAUUCCGCCUUGAUCCUGCGACAGGAGCUCUUUACACUUCUGAAAAGCUUGACCACGAAGCCAUUCACCAGCACGUUCUCACAGUCAUGGUCCGGGAUCAGGAUGUCCCUGUGAAACGCAACUUUGCCAGGAUCAUCGUCAAUGUCAGUGACAUGAAUGACCACGCUCCGUGGUUCACCAGUUCAUCCUAUGAAGGGCGGGUUUAUGAAUCGGCAGCUGUGGGCUCCGUUGUGCUGCAGGUUACAGCUCUGGACAAAGACAAAGGGAGAAAUGCUGAAGUGCUCUACUCAAUUGAAUCAGGAAACAUUGGAAAUUCUUUUACAAUCGACCCCAUCUUGGGCUCUAUAAAAACUGCCAGAGAAUUGGACCGAAGUCACCAGGUAGACUAUGAUUUAGUGGUAAAAGCUACAGACAAAGGCGAUCCACCAUUGAGUGAAAUGACCUCCGUGCGCAUCGCCGUCACUGUAGCCGACAACGCCUCUCCUAAGUUCACGUCCAAAGAGUACUCUGUGGAGAUCAGUGAAGCCAUCAGGGUUGGGAGUUUUGUUGGGAUGGUCUCUGCUCAGAGUCAGUCAUCAGUGAUGUAUGAAAUAAGAGAUGGAAACACGGGUGAUGCAUUUAAUAUUAACCCACAUUCUGGAAGCAUCGUCACUCAGAGAGCCUUGGAUUUUGAAACACUGCCCAUUUAUACAUUGACAGUACAAGGGACCAACAUGGCCGGUUUGUCCACCAACACGACAGUGGUAGUGCAUGUACAGGAUGAGAAUGACAACCCACCGGUUUUUACACGGACGGAAUAUUCGGGAUUCAUCAGUGAGUCAGCCUCCGUCAACAGUGUGGUGCUAACAGACAGGAAUGUUCCGCUGGUGAUUCGAGCGACGGAUGCCGACAGGGAAUCCAACGCUCUUCUCGUCUAUCAAAUCGUAGAGCCCUCUGUGCACAACUAUUUUGCAAUUGAUCCCACCACUGGCGCUAUCCGGACGGUGCUGAGUCUGGACUAUGAAGAAACACAUGCUUUCCACUUUACCGUCCAAGUGCAUGACAUGGGGACACCUCGUCUGUUUGCUGAGUAUGCAGCUAAUGUGACUGUGCAUGUGAUUGACAUCAAUGACUGCCCCCCUGUUUUCUCUAAGUCACUGUACGAAGCAUCUCUUCUGUUGCCAACAUACAAAGGGGUAAAUGUCAUCACAGUGAAUGCCACAGAUGCCGACUCCAGGGCAUUCUCCCAGUUACUAUACUCCAUCACUGAAGGCAACAUUGGGGAGAAGUUCUCAAUGGACUACAAGACCGGCACCAUAGCAAUACAAAACACGACUCAGCUCCGAAGCCGCUAUGAGCUGGCCGUCCGCGCCUCCGACGGCAGGUUCACAAGCAUGGCCUCCGUGAAAAUCAAUGUGAAGGAAAGCAGAGAGAGUCCACUCAAGUUCACCCAGGACACCUACUCUGCAGUUGUGAAGGAAAACUCCACAGAAGCCAAAACGUUAGCUGUCAUUACCGCGAUAGGGAACCCUAUCAAUGAGCCUUUGUUUUACCGUAUCCUCAACCCAGACCGCAGAUUUAAGAUCAGCCACACUUCCGGAGUGCUGUCCACCACUGGGAUACCAUUUGAUCGUGAACAACGGGAGACGUUUGACGUGGUGGUAGAGGUGACUAAGGAACUCGAGCCGUUGACAGUGGCCCACGUCGUGGUGAAAGUCACCAUUGAAGACCAGAAUGAUAACGCUCCAGUGUUUGUCAACCUUCCCUACUAUGCUGUCGUGAAGGUGGAUGCUGAGGUGGGUCAUGUCAUUCGCCACGUUACUGCCAUCGACAGAGACAGUGGCAGAAAUGGUGACAUACACUACUACCUUAAGGAACAUCAUGACCACUUCCAGAUUGGACCCUCUGGUGACAUUUCUCUGAAGAAGCAGUUUGAGCAUGACACCUUAAAUAAAGAAUACCUUGUCACCGUGGUCGCCAAGGAUGGAGGAAGCCCAGCUUUCUCUGCAGAAGUUCUGGUUCCCAUUACUGUCAUGAACAAAGCCAUGCCCGUGUUUGAAAAGGCUUUCUAUAGUGCAGAGAUUCCAGAGAACAUCCAGAUGCAUAGCCCAGUGGUCCACGUUCAAGCCAACAGCCCAGAAGGUUUGAAAGUGUUCUACAGUAUCACGGACGGAGACCCUUUUAGUCAGUUCACUAUUAAUUUCAACACUGGGGUGAUAAACGUCAUAGCACCGCUGGAUUUUGAGUCCCACCCAGCCUAUAAACUAAGCAUACGAGCAACUGACUCCCUGACGGGUGCUCAUGCUGAAGUGUUUGUUGAUAUCAUAGUGGAAGACAUCAAUGAUAACCCUCCGGUGUUUGUGCAGCAAUCUUACUCCACAACCUUGUCUGAAGCAUCUGUAAUUGGAACACCUGUCCUUCAAGUUCGAGCCACAGAUUCUGACUCGGAACCAAACAGAGGAAUUUCCUACCAGCUGAUUGGAAAUCACAGCAAAAGCCAGGAUCAUUUUCACAUAGAUAGUAACACCGGGCUCAUUUCACUCGUAAGAGCUUUGGAUUAUGAACAGCUCCAACAGCACAGGAUUUUUGUAAGGGCUGUUGAUGGAGGAAUGCCGCCCCUGAGCAGUGAUGUGGUCGUCACUGUGGAUGUCACUGACCUCAAUGAUAACCCACCUCUGUUUGAACAACAGGUCUAUGAAGCCAGAAUCAGUGAGCACGCAGUGCACGGACAUUUCGUGAUGUGUGUGAAAGCCUGCGACGCAGAUAGCUCAGACCUAGACAAGUUAGAGUACUCCAUUCUGUCCGGCAAUGAUCAUAAAAGCUUUGUCAUUGACAGGGAAACGGGAAUUAUCACGCUGUCAAACCUCCGCCGUCACACCUUGAAGCCCUUCUACAGCCUCAACGUCUCUGUGUCUGAUGGGGUUUUUCGAAGCUCAGCUCAGGUUAACGUAACUGUGAUGGGAGGGAAUUUGCACAGUCCCGUUUUUCACCAGAAUGAAUACGAAGUAGAGCUAGCCGAAAACGCUCCUUUGCACACCCUAGUGGUCCAUGUGAAGGCCACCGACAGAGACACUGGUAUUUACAGCCAUAUAACUUACCAUAUUGUAAAUGACUUUGCCAAAGAUAGGUUUUAUGUGAAUGACAGAGGGCAGAUUUUCACUUUGGAGAAACUUGAUCGAGAGACUCCGGCAGAAAAAGUAAUCUCAAUCCGUUUGAUGGCUAAGGAUGCUGGGGGAAAAGUUGCCUUCUGCACCAUCAAUGUCAUCCUCACAGACGACAAUGACAACGCGCCACAGUUUCGCUCAACCAAGUACGAGGUGAACGUUGGGUCCAGCGCUGCCAAAGGGACGUCAGUCGUCAAGAUCUUCGCAAGUGACGCCGAUGAGGGAUCGAAUGCUGACGUCACCUAUGCCAUUGAGGCGGAUUCUGAAAGUGUCAAGGAGAAUUUGGAAAUCAACAAACUGACUGGCCUGAUUACUACAAAGGAAAGUUUAAUAGGCUUAGAGAAUGAGUUCUUCACUUUCUUCGUGAGAGCCGUGGAUAGCGGGUCUCCGCCCAAGGAAUCUGUUGUUCCUGUCUAUGUUAAAAUACUUCCACCAGAAGUGCAGCUUCCCAGGUUCUCAGAGCCCUUUUACACCUAUGCCAUCUCAGAAGACAUGCCCAUUGGGACAGAAAUUGACCUCAUCCGGGUAGAACAUAGCGGGCCGGUUCUUUACACCCUUGUCAAAGGCAAUACUCCUGAGAGUAAUAGAGAUGAAUUCUUUGUGAUUGACAGGCAGAGUGGGAGGCUGAAACUGGAGAAGAGUCUUGACCAUGAGACCACUAAGUGGUAUCAAUUUUCCGUCCUGGCCAGAUGCACUCUUGAUGACUACGAGGUGGUGGCUUCUAUAGAUGUCAGUAUCCAGGUGAAAGACGCUAAUGAUAACAGCCCAGUUUUGGAGUCUAACCCGUAUGAGGCAUUUAUUGUUGAAAACCUGCCAGCAGGAAGUAGAGUCAUCCAGAUCAGAGCAUCUGACCUCGACUCAGGAGCCAACGGCCAAGUCAUGUACAGUCUAGAUCAGUCCCAAGAUGCAGAUGUCAUUGAAUCUUUUGCCAUCAACAUGGAAACAGGCUGGAUUACAACUCUCAAGGAGCUUGACCACGAAGAGAGAGCCAGUUACCAGAUCAAAGUGGUUGCGUCGGAUCAUGGUGAAAAGCUGCAGCUGUCUUCCACCGCCAUUGUGGAUGUGACAGUCACCGAUGUCAAUGACAGCCCUCCGAGAUUCACCGCUGAGAUUUACAAAGGGACAGUGAGUGAGGAUGACCCUCCGGGUGGUGUGAUCGCCAUCUUAAGCACCACUGACGCUGACUCUGAAGAGAUUAACAGACAGGUGUCAUACUUCAUAACAGGAGGAGACGUGUUGGGACAGUUUGCUGUGGAAAAUGUGCAGAAUGACUGGAGGGUGUACGUGAAGAAACCUCUGGACAGGGAGCAAAAGGACAGUUACCUUCUGACUGUCACGGCCACAGAUGGAACCUUCUCUUCCAAAGCUAGAGUUGAAGUCAAAGUCCUCGAUGCCAACGACAACAGUCCAGUUUGUGAGAAGACCUCAUAUUCUGAUACCAUUCCUGAAGACGCCCUUCCUGGGAAGCUUGUCAUGCAAGUCUCUGCCACAGACGCAGACAUCCGGUCCAACGCGGAGAUUACUUACACUUUAUUUGGUUCAGGUGCAGAAAAGUUUAAACUGAAUCCAGACACAGGUGAACUGAGAACAGUAGCCCUCCUUGAUCGUGAGGAGCAAGCAGUUUAUAAUCUUCUAGUCAAGGCCACGGAUGGAGGGGGGAGAUCCUGUCAGGCAGCUGUUGUGCUCACGUUAGAAGAUGUGAAUGACAACGCCCCUGAGUUCACUGCAGAGCCGUACACCAUCACGGUAUUUGAGAACACAGAGCCUGGGACACCGCUGACCAGAGUGCAGGCCACUGAUGCAGAUGCAGGAUUGAAUCGGAAGAUUUCCUACUCACUGAUUGACUCUGCUGACGGGCAGUUCUCCAUUAACGAGCUAUCUGGAAUUAUCCAGUUGGAAAAGCAUUUGGACAGGGAACUACAGGCAGUAUAUACUCUCACUUUGAAAGCAGUGGACCAAGGACUGCCAAGGAAAUUGACAGCUACCGGCACGGUGGUUGUGUCUGUCUUGGAUAUAAACGACAACCCGCCUGUGUUUGAAUACCGUGAGUAUGGUGCCACUGUGUCUGAGGACAUUGUCAUCGGGACAGAGGUUCUCCAGGUGUACGCAGCAAGUCGGGAUAUCGAGGCAAACGCAGAAAUCACCUACGCCAUAAUAAGUGGAAACGAACAUGGAAAAUUCAGCAUUGAUUCUAAGACAGGGGCCAUAUUUAUCAUUGAGAACCUGGACUAUGAAAGCUCCCACGGGUAUUACCUGACUGUGGAAGCCACUGAUGGAGGCACGCCUUCAUUGAGUGACGUGGCGACCGUGAACAUCAACGUCACAGACAUCAAUGAUAACAGCCCAGUGUUCAGCCAAGACACCUACACCACAGUGAUUGGUGAAGACGCAGCUCUCGAGCAGUCUGUGAUCACAAUUAUGGCUGACGACGCUGAUGGCCCCUCAAACAGCCACAUCCACUACUCCAUCAUAGAGGGUAACCAAGGAAGUCCGUUCACAAUUGACCCUGUCAGAGGAGAAGUAAGAGUCACGAAGCCCCUGGACCGGGAAACGAUCUCAGGUUAUACGCUCACGGUGCAAGCUGCCGACAAUGGCAAUCCACCCAGAGUCAACACAACCACGGUGAACAUCGAUGUCUCCGACGUCAAUGACAACGCUCCCCUCUUCUCCAGAGACAACUACAGUGUCAUCAUCCAGGAGAACAAGCCCGUGGGUUUCAGCGUCCUGAAGCUGGUAGUGACAGACAAGGACUCUUCCCACAAUGGUCCCCCCUUCUUCUUUACUAUUGUGAGUGGAAAUGAUGACAAUGCGUUUGAAGUGAACCAGCACGGGGUCCUCCUGACAGCGGCGACAGUCAAGAGGAAAGUGAAGGACCAUUACCUUCUGCAUGUUAAGGUGGCUGAUAAUGGAAAGCCUCAGCUGUCAUCGAUGACACACAUUGACAUCAGAGUGAUUGAGGAAAGCAUCCACCCUCCUGCCAUCUUGCCACUAGAGAUUUUCAUCACUGCCUUUGGAGAGGAAUACUCAGGUGGGGUCAUAGGAAAGAUCCACGCCACAGACCAGGACGUGUAUGACACCUUGACAUACAGUCUGGAUCCCCACAUGGAUGGCCUGUUCUCUGUGUCCAGCACGGGGGGUAAGCUGAUUGCACACAGAAAGCUGGAUAUAGGCCAGUACCUUCUCAAUGUCAGCGUGACAGACGGGAAAUUUACAACGGUGGCCGACAUCACCGUGCACAUCCAACAAGUGACACAGGAGAUGCUGAACCACACCAUUGCGAUCCGCUUCGCGAAUCUCACCCCGGAAGAGUUUGUCGGUGACUAUUGGCGCAAUUUCCAGCGAGCUUUACGCAACAUCCUGGGCGUUCGGAAGAACGACAUACAGAUCCUCAGCCUGCAGCCCUCUGAACCCCAUUCGCAUCUGGACGUCUUACUCUUUGUAGAGAAGUCAGGUGGCACCCAGAUUUCAACAAAGCAACUUCUGCACAAGAUUAAUUCCUCCGUGACUGACGUCGAGGAGAUCAUUGGUGUGAGGAUCCUAGACGUGUUCCAGAAGCGCUGCGCAGGGCUGGAUUGCCCGCGGAAGUUCUGUGACGAGAAGGUGUCCGUGGAUGAAAACGUUAUGUCAACUCACAGCACAGCCAGACUGAGCUUCGUGACUCCCCGACACCAUAGAACGGCUGUGUGUCUCUGCAAAGAUGGGAAGUGCCCACCUGUCCACCACGGGUGUGAAGAUAACCCCUGCCCCGCAGGAUCUGAAUGUGUCGCAGAUCCCCGAGAGGAGAAGUACAGCUGUGUGUGUCCUGGGGGCGGCUUCGGUAAAUGCCCAGGGAGUUCAUCCAUAACUUUUACCGGAAACAGCUUUGUGAAGUAUCGUCUGCUGGAAAAUGAGAACCGACUGGAGAUGAAGUUGAGCAUGCGGCUGCGAACCUACUCUUCCCACGCGGUUGUCAUGUAUGCUCGAGGAACCGACUACAGUAUCCUGGAGAUUCACACCGGGAGGCUGCAGUACAAGUUUGACUGUGGAAGUGGCCCUGGGAUUGUCUCUGUUCAGAGCAUUCAGGUCAACGACGGGCAGUGGCACGCGGUGUCCCUGCAAGUGGAGGGCAAUUAUGCGAAGCUGAUUCUAGAUGAAGUCCACACUGCAUCGGGCACGGCCCCUGGGGCUCUGAAAACCCUCAACCUGGAUAACUAUGUAUUUUUUGGUGGCCACCUCCGCCAGCCAGGGACGAAGCAUGGGCGAAGCACCCAGGUGGCCAAUGGUUUCAGGGGCUGCAUGGACUCCAUUUAUUUGAAUGGGCAGGAGCUGCCUUUGAACAACAAACCAAGAGCUUACGCGCACAUCGAAGAGUGGGUGGACCUCUCUCACGGGUGCUUGUUAACUGCCACAGAAGACUGCUCCAGCAGCCCUUGUCAGAAUGGAGGCGUCUGCAAUCCCUCACCUACCGGAGGUUACUACUGCAAGUGCAGUGCAUUGUACGUAGGGACGUACUGUGAGGUGAGCGUCAACCCAUGUGCCUCCAACCCCUGCCUCUACGGUGGAACGUGCAUGGUAGACAACGGAGGCUUUGUUUGCCAGUGCAGGGGGCUGUACACUGGUCAGAGAUGUCAGCUUAGUCCCUACUGCGAAGAUGAACCCUGUAAAAAUGGUGGAACGUGUUUUGACAGUUUGGACGGUGCUGUCUGUCAGUGUGACUCAGGCUUUAGGGGAGAAAGAUGUCAGAGUGACAUUGAUGAGUGUGCCGGGAACCCCUGUCGGAAUGGGGCCCUUUGCGAGAACACACAUGGCUCCUAUUACUGUAACUGCAGCCAGGAGUACAGAGGGAAGCACUGUGAGGACGCCACUCCCAACCACUACGUGUCCACCCCGUGGAACAUCGGACUGGCCGAGGGCAUAGGCAUUAUUGUGUUUAUAGCCGGGAUAUUCCUACUGGUCGUGGUGUUUGUCCUCUGCCGGAAGAUGAUCAGUCGGAAGAAGAAGCACCAGGCGGAACCUGAAGACAAACGUCUGGGACCGAGCACAGCUUUCUUGCAGAGAACUUACUUUGAUUCGAAGGUGAACAAGAACAUUUACUCUGACAUACCGCCCCAGGUGCCUGUCCGUCCCAUUUCCUACACCCCGAGCAUUCCAAGUGACUCCAGAAACAACCUUGACCGGAAUUCAUUUGAAGGCUCAGCCAUCCCAGAGCAUCCAGAAUUCAGCACUUUCAACCCCGAGUCUAUACACGGGCAUCGGAAAGCUGUGGCUGUGUGCAGCGUAGCUCCAAACUUGCCUCCGCCACCGCCUUCCAACUCUCCCUCAGACAGCGACUCCAUACAGAAACCUAGCUGGGACUUUGACUAUGACGCUAAAGUGGUGGAUCUGGAUCCUUGUCUUUCCAAGAAGCCCCUGGAGGAAAAGCCCUCCCAGCCGCUCAGUGUUCGGGAGAGCCUGUCCGAGGUGCAGUCCCUUAGCUCCUUCCAGUCAGAGUCCUGUGAUGAUAAUGGGUACCACUGGGAUACAUCAGACUGGAUGCCAAGCGUUCCUCUGCCAGACAUACAAGAGUUCCCCAAUUACGAGGUUAUUGACGAGCACACGCCCCUCUACUCGGCUGAUCCAAAUGCCAUUGAUACUGACUAUUACCCUGGGGGUUAUGACAUUGAAAGUGACUUCCCACCCCCACCAGAGGACUUCCCUGCACCCGAUGAACUGCCACCAUUGCCUCCAGAAUUCAGCGACCAGUUCGAGUCCAUACACCCACCCAGAGACAUGCCUGCAGCAGGUAGCUUGGGAUCUUCCUCCAGGAGUCGGCAGAGGUUCAACCUGAAUCAGUACCUGCCCAAUUUCUACCCCGUCGAUAUGUCUGAACCUCAGAAACAAGGCGCUGGCGAGAACAGUCCAUGUAGAGAACCCUACACCCCCUACCCUCCGGGGUAUCAAAGAAACUUCGAAGCGCCCACCAUAGAAAACAUGCCCAUGUCUGUGUACGCCUCCACGGCUUCCUGCUCCGAUGUGUCAGCGUGCUGUGAAGUGGAGUCUGAGGUCAUGAUGAGCGACUACGAGAGCGGGGACGACGGCCACUUUGAAGAGGUGACGAUCCCUCCGCUAGAGUCCCAGCAGCAUACGGAAGUGUGACGCUCAAACUCCUCCCCAAAGUGCCUGGACUUUCAUGAACCUAGAGAUGCUACCCGUGAUAUCCGCGUUGUUCUUUUGCAGCGGUCUUGCCCCCUUCUCGGCGAGCUGCGGUAGGCGUGGCUGCACGGAGUCACACGCCUCUUGACAUGUUAGCCAUUUCCAGUGUCCUAACUGACUAUAAUCGACCGGGUUUUCAUCCCCUGUCCCAUCCCCAGCAUCUUUUCGUAUUUAGAUUUGUCUCUGUUAAAAUGAUGAAACAGAAAUCAGUCCUGUCGUCUUGUUAGCAUGAUUCAUGUAUUUAUAUAGAUCCGAUUAUUUUAAUUUUGCUUUCUUUGUGUAAAUUUUAUGUACAGAUUUGAUUUUUUUUUUCCUCCCAUAGUUUUAACUAGGUUUUCAGGACGCAUUGUGUGUUUGUUUUCUGCUGGAUCUGUGUGGUGUUAGUGUCAUCGCCUAGCAUCUGAUUUUCUGAUGUAACCAGGGUUUCAUGCUGUUCUUUCCCACUCAAGUAUGACAUUUCAUUGACACAUUUCGGUCCAGUGUAGCUGUACAUAUGGGGUGAGGACGACCUGUUACUGGACAUGUCUUAAAUGGGUUGCUGUAUUAGGAUAAACAUUAUAAACAUUUUUCAUUAUUGGAAAGUGUAAAGGGGACCUUCUGCAUACCUGUUUAGAACCAAAACCACCACGACACGGUUUUUAUAGUGUCUGUAUAUUUGUGAUGCAAUGGUCUUGUAAAGGUUUUUACUGAAAACUAUCAUUAGCCAGCCUUUCUUACUGACAAUAAAUUAUUAAUAAAAUACUUUAGCUUUA
Molecule: messenger RNA, 14774 nt
Organism: Grammomys surdaster
Lineage: Eukaryota; Metazoa; Chordata; Mammalia; Rodentia; Muridae
Gene: Fat1
Product: FAT atypical cadherin 1
Exons: 27
Coding region: 196-13965 (4589 amino acids)
Biological process (GO): homophilic cell-cell adhesion
Cellular component (GO): plasma membrane
Molecular function (GO): calcium ion binding
Source: RefSeq, a predicted model, not a curated record